Molecule: messenger RNA, 2480 nt
Organism: Mugil cephalus (flathead mullet)
Lineage: Eukaryota; Metazoa; Chordata; Actinopteri; Mugiliformes; Mugilidae
Product: E3 ubiquitin-protein ligase TRIM39-like
Exons: 2
Coding region: 129-1859 (576 amino acids)
Molecular function (GO): protein binding; zinc ion binding
Source: RefSeq, a predicted model, not a curated record
CAAACGUCCCGGCGUCGUAGGAGGAGGAAGGAGGAAGGAGGAAGGAGUCAGCUCCAUGUUUGUGUCACAAUCAGGAAGUGAAAGUAAGACUGAAGCUUGACAACUGAGACAAAACAACCACCACAGACAUGGCGUCCGCCGGCUACGAGGAGCAGUUCCACUGUUCCAUCUGUCUGGACGUCUUCAACGAACCCGUGUCCACUCCCUGCGGACACAACUACUGUAAAGGCUGCAUCACGGGCUACUGGGCCCUCGGCGACGUCAGCCACUGUCCUCUGUGCUACGAGACGUUCCCCAAGACGCCCAAACUCAGAGUCAACACAGAGUUCAGAGACAUCCUGGAGCUUUUCAAGAGGACGAGAGCUGCAGGCGACGGCGCCGCCGAGUCUCCCGAUCUCCCCUGGACCGUCCCCUGUGACCUCUGCCACGGGACGAAGGCGAAGGCCGUGAAGUCCUGCCUCGUCUGCCUGGUUUCGUACUGCGACGCUCACCUGGAGCCGCAUCGCACCGUUCAGGCUCUGCGGUGGCACAAGCUGAUGGAGCCCGUGGAGACUCUGGAGGAGAGAGCCUGCAAGAAGCACAACAAGCCCAAGGAGUUCUUCUGCAGGGACGAUCGGAGCUGCAUCUGCGCCGCGUGCGUGAAGGACGUCCACGCCGCGCACCAGGUCGUCUCCUUGGAGGACGAGGUCAGAGAGAGGAGGACGGAGCUGAAGUGCAUGAGAAGUAAAGUCAACCAGGCUCUGCGGGAGGUGAGCGUGGAGGCGGAGAGGAUCCAGAGCUCGGUGGCGCGGAGUCGCCUGAAGGUGGAGAAGAUAAAAGCGGAGGCCGUGAGGAGGUUCGCGGCUCUAGUGGCUUUGAUUGAAACCAGGAAGGAGGAGCUGAUGGAGCUCGUGGAGGAGAAGCAGAGAGCGGUGGAGCAGGAGGCCGGAGCGCUCCUCGGUCGUCUUCAGACGGAGAUAACUAAAAACCAGACGACGAGCACCAAACUGGAGGAGCUCUCUGAGACGCAGGACGACUUCAAACUCCUCCAGGACCUCCCGGCCGUCUCCUCCUCUGAAAACACUGCAGACUGCUCCAGGUUCAGAGCCCCGAGCUUCCUGCAUGUGGACGGCCUGGUGAGGAGCGCCGUGGUGAAGGUGGAGGAGACGCUCAGCGAGCAGGUGGAGAACAUCCUCCGGGAUCUGCUGGACGGCGAGGAGGAAGCGACGGACUCUCAGACGGAGUUUAACGACGACCUCGGGGAAAUCCAGAGGAAAUAUUUCCAGAGAGUGACUCUGGACGCGAACACGGCCCACCCCUCCCUCAUCGUGUCCGGGGACGGGAAACAAGUGAGGGACGGCGGCUCGAAGAGGACAGUCCCCGACAGCUCCUCCAGGUUCGACUGUCUCCACUACGUGCUGGGAAACGAGGGCUUCUCCUCCGGCUGCUUUUACUACGAAGUCAAAACCGGAGGGCAAACGUUCUGGGAGGUCGGCGUGACGAAAGAGUCCAUCAGCAAGAAAGGUACAGAUUUAUCCCUCAGCCCUGAAAACGGAUGCUGGACGCUGGGUUCGUACUGGGGGCGCUGCCAGGCUAACGCCAACCCUCCCGUCGUUCUGCUCUUGCCUAAAGUUCCCCAGAGGGUCGGUGUGUUUGUGGAUUACGAAGGAAAGCUGGUCUCCUUCUACGACAUCGACACCAGGGCUCGGAUUUACUCCUUUACGGGAUGUACCUUCAACGCAGCGCCGCCUCCUCCGCGUAGUUCACUGAUGCAAAGGGUAGUUUACACCGGCACCCAAACGAAGACCAAACUCUACCCCAUAUUCAGACCCAGCUCCGAGGACUCUGCUCCGCUACGGAUCACACCUGUCAGACACUGAAAAGCAAAGUGGUCGACAGCUCCAACAUUUCCACUGGAUGAACGGUCAGGACUUUGACUUGUUCCUAAACAUUCAUCUGGUUCUUCUGGAGAACCACUGGUGUUCUUGGGCUCCUUGUCUUCCUCCAUGACCCAGUUUCUCUUCACAUUCAGCUCAUGGACACCUGAGUCUCAUCACAUUAAUGGAAACACUUCUGGCUCAUUCUCUUGAACAAACAAAAACAAAAGCCUGAUAUUUCAGUUUAAUUCACUGGGUGAAACAAUGACUCAGUUCUUUAACUCAACGCUAGAAUUUGAUUUAAUUUACUUCUUAUAUAAUGUGAUUAGAACACCUUUUGUUCAGUCAAUCAAGACGUCAGAUCAGCUGAUGAACUCGUGGUUACACUGACCUCUAGUGGCGACUGUGAGUAACUGCAGGUGGAGGUGAGGUCACGGUCAGAUCAAACUAUGUUGGUGGAAAGUGUAAUUUUGAGUUGGUCAGUUUCACAUUCACAGCUUUAAUCUGUGCUGUUUUUGUUUUUUGUUUUUUUUUUGUUGUAAAUCAUCUCAUAAAUUAAAGUUUGUUGCACUAAAAAGAGAGAAUACAGCAGCAUUACAAAAUAAAGACUCAUCUCAAACUGUU